Molecule: messenger RNA, 2941 nt
Organism: Culicoides brevitarsis
Lineage: Eukaryota; Metazoa; Arthropoda; Insecta; Diptera; Ceratopogonidae
Product: protein piwi-like
Exons: 3
Coding region: 114-2801 (895 amino acids)
Biological process (GO): regulatory ncRNA-mediated gene silencing
Cellular component (GO): P granule
Molecular function (GO): piRNA binding; RNA endonuclease activity; protein binding
Source: RefSeq, a predicted model, not a curated record
AUUCAUCGUUCGAGUCUCAUGGUGUAAGGUUGAAUUGUUAAAAAAUUCAGUGAAAUUAAACGAAAAAUUGGACGUAGUUCCACUCAAAAAGGAAUGAAAACUGAUUGAACGAAAUGGAUCGCGCACGAGGAAGAUUUUCAAGAGACUAUUCGAAUUCGCCCCGCAGCGAAGGCAGCGGUCACAGCAACAGUCCUCGCGAUCGUGGAUACGGAUAUGGAGCAAGUGGCGGUUCUCGCGAUCGUUCCGAAUCAUCAAGUCGCGGAUAUGGAAACAACGGCGGCGGCGGUGGAGGUCGUCCUUCGCAAAAUCCCUAUCCCGGAAGUAGUCGAGAUGGCGGCGAUCGUCCCAAACGUUCGCGCGAAUCGCCAGAAAAGUCUGGGAAUCUCGGCGCUGCGAAGAGAGUUCGGUCCGACGCCAAAUUCGGCAGUGCCAAUAAACGUACGCCACGCUACGAUUUAGACGUUACCCUGCCCGAAGGAUGCCAAAAGACGGCACACAACAGCGAACAAGCGUCGGGACAAGACAUUGUCCGUUUGAGAGCGAAUUAUUUUAAAUUGUCGAACAAGCCGCAUUUCGUUGUUUAUCAGUAUCACGUCGAUAUUCAGCCAGAAAUUGACAGCACGGUGCAGAAAAAGGGAAUUUUUUACGAUGUGACUCGCGAUAUUCCCGGCGGAAAGAUUUUCGAUGGUAAUGCCUUGUAUUUGACGCAAAAGCUACCGGAACCAGUUGUUAUCUUGCAAGGAACUCGUCGUCCGCCGCCACGUAGACCAGGAGAUGCGCCGCCACCCGAAGGCACCGAACCCGUAGGACCAACUGCGAUAACGUUGACCCUCAAAUUCGUGCGGGAAGUAAAUUCUUUCCAAGAUUUGCCGCUUUUUCAGCUCUUGAAUACAGUUUUGCGGCAAGUUUUGCACGGUUUGAACUUGCAAUUGGUGGGACGCAACUUUUUUGAUCCCGUUGCCAAGACUGCCAUUCGUGAGUUGCGCGUUGAAGUCUGGCCCGGGUACAUAACGUCGAUCCGACAACAUGACAGCAGUAUCUUAUUGUGCUGCGAUACAACCAGCAAAAUUAUGCGGAAUGAAAAUUUGUAUGUCAUGUUGCAGGAUGCAUCUCGUCACGAGGAUUACAAGGCGGAAUUUGCUAGAAAGAUUAUUGGAACGACAGUGCUCACGGAUUACAACAACAAAACUUAUCGGAUUCAUGAUAUUGAUUGGGACCAAACGCCCGCCAGUACUUUUGAGACGAAAAAUGGACCAAAGUCGUACAUUGCUUACUAUCGUGAGCGCUACCACAUCAACAUUCGCGACCAUCGCCAACCCCUUCUCUUAUCCCAAUCGAAAGAACGUCAAAAGCGCAGCGGCGAACGCGAAUUGAUCGCUUUGAUCCCGGAAUUGUGUCGUGCCACUGGCAUCACCGAAGAUAUGCGCAGCAACUUCCAAACCAUGCGUCAAUUGGGCGACGUCACCCGCUUAGAUCCCAACAAACGCAUCGAACGACUUCAGCAGUUCAGUCGUCGCAUUCGUGACAGCGAAGAAUCUCGCAACGCCUUACAAAAACUCGACAUGAAAAUUGAUCGUGAUCUUAUCAGCUUGGAGGGACGCAUCAUUAAGAAACCCGACAUUUACUUUGAUCGCAACGGCAAAACUCGCAUUGACCGCGACUUCGGCAACAAUCUGCGGAACAAUUUAUUCCGACCUGGUGCCUUGCAAAAUUGGUUUGUGAUCAUCACGGACAACAGAAAUGGUCAUCAAGCCAAGAAAUUUGUGUCAGAUGUUCAACGUUCGGUUCGUUUCCCGAUAGCAGAGCCACGAUAUGUCACCUUGCAUCGCGAUUCGCAAGACGAAUUGAGUCGCGAAAUUGAAAAAAUCUACCGAGCUGAUCCACAAUUGAUUUUAAUUGUCGUGCCAAACAACCAAGCUCAUCGUUACCAGUUGAUUAAAAAGAAAUGCUGUAUUGAUCGUGCCAUUCCGACGCAAGUUGUCGUCGCCAAGACUAUUUCGCGACAAAAUGUCAUGUCAAUCGCCACCAAAGUCGCUGUUCAAAUGAGUUGCAAGCUGGGCGGAGCUCCAUGGGGUAUCAAAGUGCCAAUGUCGGGAUGUCUCAUCAUCGGUUAUGACGUCUCGUACGACACUGUAAACAAAAAUCGCACCUUCGGAUCACUCGUGGCUGCACUCGAUCAAUACCAAAGUGUUUUCUAUAGCGUCGCCAGCGAACACGACGAAAACGAACAACUUUCUCGCACUUUUACCUUGAACGUCAUGGAAGCCAUCAAACAAUUUACGCAGUACAACGGCUCAAAACCCUCGAAAAUCAUCAUUUACCGCGAUGGCGUGGGCGACGGACAAAUUCGUCACGUUCUGGAUCACGAAAAACGUCCGAUGGAAGAAAAACUCCAAGAAUUGGGCGACGAAAUCCGUUUUGUCUUCAUCAUCGUGAACAAAAAGACAAAUACUCGCUUCUUUGCGGAAGACAAUCGCGGUUAUCGCAAUCCCGUAGCAGGCACCGUCAUCGAUACGCAAAUUACUCUGCCCGAACGUUACGAUUUUUAUUUGGUUCCCACGAGCGUUCGUCAAGGCACGGUGUCGCCCACUUAUUUUAACGUGAUUGCCGAUACGCUCGGACUUCCGGUUGCCAAAUUGCAAAUGUUGACAUAUUUCCUGUGCUUCGGGUACUACAAUUGGACGGAUGCUAUUGCGGUGCCAGCUGUAUGCAAAUACGCCUCAAAACUCGCAUUCCUUUGCUCAUCGCACUUGCAUAAUGCUCCAAACGUUUUCCAGAAUCAGAAAUUAUAUUUUCUGUAAAAAUGACAAAUUGCACGUCCUUUUUAGAUUUAAAGACUUUUUUUUUACUUGGACAUAAUGUAAAAUUACUGCGCUAGAUAAUAUUUUUGUAAAAUAUAACGAAAGAAGUUAUAAAUAAACUAUAUUUUCAUGCAAAAAUC